Messenger RNA from Mesocricetus auratus (golden hamster), 2503 nucleotides. Its product is annotated as hyaluronidase-like. Gene Ontology annotation, molecular function: hyalurononglucosaminidase activity. Lineage: Eukaryota; Metazoa; Chordata; Mammalia; Rodentia; Cricetidae. The transcript is spliced from 4 exons. The record is from RefSeq and is a predicted model, not a curated record. Gene Ontology annotation, biological process: carbohydrate metabolic process; hyaluronan catabolic process. The coding region runs from base 274 to 1725 and encodes 483 amino acids.
UGUGUGACUAAAAGGCCACGUUUUACCUGAGGUUUAGCUACUGAGAAUAUGGCCUCAUUUUUCAUAGGAGAAUGAUGGUCUUAAGGAAAUAAUAGUUUUUAAAGGUUUAUUUAUGUACCUAAGAAAUGGUAUUGGUCAACUCUACAAUUAACAGCAGAUAAUUGGCACCUAAAGUGUCUGUGCCAUAUUAUUCUAUUCUGGUGGAAACGCUUCUGUGAUUUGGAAACAAAGAAACUCUUGAGUGCACUUUCAUCAUGCUGAAGACAACAAUCCAUGCCUAGUCCGUGGGGGGCACAGCUUGGUGAGCUGAUGCUCUUUGUUCUGGUCACCCAGGCAGCAAUCAAACCAGCAAUGCCUCCCGUGAUCAAGGACCAACCUUUCAACAUUUUCUGGGCUGCUCCUACCUUCUUCUGUAAGGAUCAUUUCGAUGUAAGUAUGAAUCUUCAAGCAUUUGACAUCAUUCCAAAUCCUUUAGAAACCAAGAGUGGAACCACGAUUGCCAUAUUUUAUCCGGAUGAACUCGGAUAUUAUCCUUACUUCUCUGAAGAUGGAAAAUCCUUCUACGGCGGAAUACCUCAGAAAGGGAACCUCUCUGAGCACCUGAAGAAAAGCGCCAGUGACAUUGCAGAUGCUGUCACUUGGUGGAGAGCAGAAGGACUUGCUGUGAUUGACUGGGAAGGCUGGAAACCCCAGUGGGACAGGAAUUGGGGCAGCAGGGAAAUAUAUAAAAAUCAAUCGUUAGCUUUCACUCGACACCACCAUCCUGAGUGGUCAGAAGCAAAAGUGAGAACAGUUGCGCAACAGGAAUUUGAAAAUGCUGGAAGGAGUUUUAUGAACAUUACUCUCACGUUAGCUUUAGAAAUGAGACCAAAACGUUUAUGGGGCUUUUAUCUCUACCCAGACUGCUACAAUUAUGAUUACCGGAUAAAUCCAGAGUUCUACACAGGUCGUUGCCCAGAUGAUGAGAUUUUCCACAAUGAUCAACUCUUAUGGCUGUGGGAAAAAAGCACAGCACUUUAUUCUUCAAUAUAUUUGAGUAAAAUAUUAAAAUCGAACUUAAAUGCACUGAAAUUUGUUCAUUUUCGAGUGAGAGAAGCCCUGAGAGUUGCUGAAAUGUCUAGAAAGGACUAUGCUUUGCCAGUUUUUGUUUUUUCCAGACCAUUUUAUUUGCAGAGUACUGAAGCUCUGUCAGAGGAGGACUUAGUGCAUACGAUCGGAGAAAGUGCUGCCCUGGGGGCAGCAGGGUUAAUAUUGUGGGGAGGAUACGAGUAUACUGAUUCAAAGGAGACCUGCUUAUCUGUGCAAGAAACUAUUCAAGGGCUAUUGGGCCCCUAUGCUUUCAAUGUAACAUCUGCAGCAAAGCUCUGCAGUCAAAGUCUAUGUAACAGUCAUGGUCGAUGUGUUCGAAAGACAGCUGAAUCCUCCUUUUAUCUGCAUAUGCCUGAAGAUAGCCACAAGAAUUAUGUCAUAAACAAGGGUUUCAAAUUUGUCACUUCUGCAAGCAGUAAGCUGAAGACAAUAAUGAAUAUGAAGAAUGGAUUUGUCUGUCACUGUUACUAUGGCUGGUACGGAGAGUCCUGUAGAUCUCACUUUCCAAAUAUCUUGAGUCGGAAGAAUAAGGCUCCUGUAACUGCAUUUAAUUUAGUAGUUUUGCUUGGCAUGAAUUUAUGUGUGAUUCUGACGAAUUUUUUUCUUAUUCCCUAUUACAAUGUCAAUUUUUCUUAAAAUACUAAAGAGAAGAAAAUGUUAUUUUUCUUUUAUUUCAACUCUUUUGUAAACAAUUUUCAGUUUUAAAUUCUAUGCAAAUUGUUUGUUGGAUGUUCAUUUUGUGUUGGACAACAGGAAUAGACCUGUUCUCAUGGAGCUUAGAAAUUUAAUUAAGGAUAAAUAAGCAGUAAAUAGACACACUUAUAUGAUGGUGGUAGUACUUCAUAGAAUAAAGAGAAAACAGGUUUAAGGAAUUAGGAAGGAUUAGAGAGCACUGGGAAUUGUAUAUAAGGUAGUCAUGAAGACAAGCCAGCAGAAGAAACAGGUCAACACUAUCGGGGAUCCAGACAUAAUGGUUUCCUCCUGUAACCAGAGCACCUGGAAGGCAGAGGUAGAAUAUAACUUAAAGGCCAGCUUGGCUUGUAUAGUGAAUUAACAGCCAGUCAAGAUAUCAUAGUGGGGGUUUGUCUCAAAAAAAGGAAAAUAAAACUACAAGAGGGAAAAUCCAAAAGAAUGUGUCUGGGAAGAGUGUUCUUGAAAUAAGGAAAAGCAAACCCAGAGGAAACAACUCUUUGUAUCCCAGGGAUUGUGAACUUUGAAAUAAUGAGCAAUACAAAACAAACAACCACCAGCACCACCAGCCCAGGAUACUAACCUAUGCAGAUGAACAAACUCUUUAAAUGUGUGUAAUGGGGACUCACUUUACCCACAGUACCAUGGGUAUUCAUUUGCCUCAUCAAUAUCAAAAGAUGAACCCUGCUAGCUUCCUUCACAAUAAAAUGUAUAUGGGACUUUC